UGCGUUUUUACUGAUCGGAUUGCCAUCCGAUUAAAGAAGCACAUUCCAUUUACACUUGGCCACAUAUUAUAUUAAUCACCAGUUAAUGUUCACAUUUGUUGUUUAUUGUUUCCCCGUUAAUCUCGAUUCCUUUUAUUUCAGCAAGUAACAUUGUUAUUUUUAUCCUACAGUUAUUGGAUUUUUAUUUCCUUUUUCUUUUUUUUCUUUUUUACCACUAUAUACACACAUAUCACUGGUUACUAUGCAAAGAAAGCUCAAUUCUCUAUCCACAAAGUUCAUGUGAACGAAUUUAUCAGUUUAUCUGUAGGAAGUGGAAAAGGAGGGGUAAAUACAUGUUGUUGUUGUCUCUGUCAUUCUUUUCUCUUGAAAAAGCUCCAGCAGUAAAGGAAAUAUGGGACUUUUGUCUGUUGCUGUUUAUUUAGUGCUGUUUUCAUCAUUUCUCGUGCAUGGAGUGUCUAAAGAGAUGCCCCCUGCUUCUCUGGAGGUCUGGCCUGACAGCAGACAGCACUUCAGGGGUGAACAGUUCUCCCUUCACUGCUCAGUAAAUGAUGGUAAUUCAACAGGCUGGAUGCUGAAGAGGCUUCAAGGAGCUGAAGUAAAGUCUGGCUGUUUGCAGUUAAAUGGCACAGAAUCUACAGACAGGCCUAAAGAAUGUCAUUUUAUUGACAUCAGCAACAAGAACAGUGGGUUGUACUGGUGUGAGAGUCCUGCUGAAGACAAGCGAAGCAAUACCAUCAAUAUCACUGUGAGCUAUGGUGAGGUGAUUCUCUUCAGCCCAGUUCACCCAGUGAUGAAAGGAGGAACAGUAACUCUGCAAUGCAAGUCCUGGUUGUAUAAGGUCAGCCAGACUGUACUCUACAAAAAUGGUGUCAAUGUCCUGUCACUGAAUGGCACUAAAAUGACUAUUGAGAAUGUCACCAAAGCAGAUGAGGGGUUUUACAAAUGUGCUUUUGCCAAUUCGAGUUUGGAGAGUUCAGAGAACUGGCUUUCAGUAAGAGAGAACUCCACAGUUGACUCACAAGAUGAAAAGCCAUCUACAGGAUCCUUGGUCUGGGUGUCAGGGAUCUGUAUCAUCUUUAUUCUUCUGGUGCUUCUUCCUGUGCUCUGGCUGCUAUUUCCAGGUCUCAGGGAGAAAUUUAAUGUCUGCCCAAGUGGGACAUCUAGAGUGGAAAGAUUCCAACAGGAAAUGCCUAAAACCAAGCAGGAUGUGACUGAAAUCCAGUGGGAUCUUCCCUGGAUGGAGAUGGCCAAUCUGCUAGACAAGCAACAACAUCCCAGCAGCUGAGCACUCUUCUGAAAUUUUAGAUGUUAUCAGAUACAAUUCAUGACAAAUUCCUGGAGUCAGAAAACAGCCAUUACAUAAAGCAAUUCACUGAUGAUAUGAUGGGUAAAUUGCGUAACUGUUUGGUAUUCAUGGCAUAUGAGAGUAUUUUUGACAUCUUCACCUUAAUUACUGAAAGAUAUAUGCUAUUAUAAGCUUUAGAAAAGAGAUCAAUUUAUUAGAACAUUGACUGUAUACCUCAGACAUUAAACUUGAACUAACCUCUCUUUUUGAAUAGACCACUAGAAUAGCCACUAUUUGGAGCUGUUUGUCAGUUUAAUUUAGUCAUUAAUACUUGACUUGCAUAAAACCCAGAUUAUGUAGAUGUUAACAUUUGAAGCACAUUUGUAGGUCACCUUACAAUUUGUUUUAACAGUGUUUUCUUAUCUCUUGUUUAUCAUGAUAAUGAUUAUUUUCACUCAAUGACUCAAAUUUGACCUUACUGAAUUUGAUUUACUGAAAGUUCUUUCUAAAAUGUGAACUUGUUUUUGAGUGCAAACCUUGAACUGUUUAUAAUAUAAGUGAUGUUUAUAUGCCUUUGAUUGGAUUAAAAUAUUUGA
Molecule: messenger RNA, 1881 nt
Organism: Myxocyprinus asiaticus (Chinese sucker)
Lineage: Eukaryota; Metazoa; Chordata; Actinopteri; Cypriniformes; Catostomidae
Exons: 7
Coding region: 392-1285 (297 amino acids)
Biological process (GO): cell surface receptor signaling pathway
Molecular function (GO): transmembrane signaling receptor activity
Source: RefSeq, a predicted model, not a curated record